UGUCAGUGAAUUACUGCUGCCGCACGGAGUCAUGGCCAAACAGCGCUGUUUAUAAAAUAACCCUGCCGCAGUCGAGGAACUUUGUGUGCUUGUUUAGCUUAACCUUUUCUUUCUAACUGCUAGAUAUUUGGUGAUAAUGGAAGUCUCUCCUGUAUUUUUGUUCCUGCUGUGCGGUCUGUGCGUUUCUCUGGCGGUUGACUUGGGGCUUGUGGACGCAAAUUAUCUCGAUGAUGAUGCAGCUGACUACAAGGACCCUUGUAAAGCUGCUGCCUUUCUGGGAGAUAUUGCUCUGGAUGAAGAAGACCUCCGCUUGUUCAAACAGGCCCAGACCACUGAAGGUGCACAUCACAGUCUCCAGAAAAACCGAACAGACUCAGGAAUCAAAGCAGGAAUUAUUAACCGUUCUGCUUCCAAUGAGAGUGUCAGGAAUAAAAGAGCUGCACUCAGACAGAGUCUCCAUCGUCUGAGGAGAGCAGCCACCUCCAGACCUGAGAGAGUGUGGCCAGACGGCAUCAUCCCAUAUGCGAUCAGUGGAAAUUUUAGUGGCAAUCAGCGAGCCAUUUUCCGUCAGGCAAUGCGUCACUGGGAGAAACACACUUGUGUGGCAUUUACUGAGAGGACAACUGAAGAGAGCUACAUCGUUUUCACCUACAGACCUUGUGGGUGUUGCUCCUACGUGGGGAGGAGAGGCGAUGGCCCUCAGGCCAUCUCUAUCGGAAAGAACUGUGAUAAGUUUGGCAUCGUGGUUCAUGAACUCGGACAUGUGAUUGGCUUCUGGCAUGAACACACACGUCCAGACCGUGACGAGCAUGUAAACAUAAUCAGAGACAACAUCCAACCAGGACAGGAGUAUAACUUCCUGAAGAUGGAACCAGGUGAGGUCGACUCACUCGGGGAGGGAUAUGACUUUGGCAGCAUCAUGCAUUAUGCAAGGAAUACAUUUUCCAGAGGAAUCUUCUUAGACACAAUCUUGCCCAAAUAUGAUGUCAAUGGAGUCAGGCCACCUAUUGGACAGAGGACUAAGCUUAGCAAAGGGGACAUUGCACAAGCCCGCAAACUCUACAAAUGUGCAAAGUGUGGGGACAGCCUGCAGGAGAGUUCAGGAAACUUCUCUUCUCCUGGUUUCCCCAACGGGUACUCAGCAUAUGCUCACUGUGUGUGGAGGAUUUCUGUCACUCCUGGAGAGAAGAUUGUUCUGAAUUUCACAUCCAUGGACCUCUUUAGGAGUCACUUGUGCUGGUAUGACCAUGUGGAGGUUCGAGAUGGGGUCUGGAGAAAUGCUCCUCUGAAAGGCCGUUUUUGUGGGGACACACUUCCAGAUCCAAUCAUCUCUACUGACAGUCAAUUGUGGGUCGAAUUCAGAAGCAGCAGCAGCUGGGUUGGCAAAGGCUUUUCAGCUGUUUAUGAAGCCAUCUGUGGGGGAGAGGUGAGGCGGGACAGUGGCCAGAUCCAGUCUCCUAAUUACCCUGAUGACUACCAGUUUAAUAAAGUGUGUGUGUGGAAAAUCACUGUAGCCGAGGGUUUCAGUGUCAGCCUCACUUUUCAGUCAUUUGAGAUUGAAAAACAUGACAGCUGUGCCUACGACUAUGUGGAAGUAAGGGAUGGCAGUUCAGAGAGCAGCCUGCUGCUCGGCCAUUUCUGUGGCUAUGACAAACCAGAUGACCUCAAAAGCAGCUCCAACCAGCUCUGGCUGAAGUUUGUAUCUGAUGGAUCAGUCAACAAAGCUGGGUUUACAGCCAGCUUUUUUAAAGAGAUGGAUGAGUGCUCCACACCUGACAAUGGUCACUGUGAGCAGCGUUGUCUGAACACGCUGGGCAGCUACAGAUGUGCCUGCGACCCAGGGUAUGAACUAGCAGCUGACAGAUACAGCUGUGAAACUGCCUGUGGUGGGUUUAUCACCAAGCUGAAUGGCUCCCUCACCACCCCCAGCUGGCCCAAAGAAUACCCACCCAACAAAAACUGUGUGUGGCAGCUGGUGGCACCUGUUCAGUACCGCAUCACUCUGGUGUUCGAUGUGUUCGAGACCGAGGGAAAUGAUGUGUGUAAAUAUGACUAUGUGGAGGUGCGCAGUGGGUUCAGCUCAGACUCAAAGCUUCAUGGAAAGUUCUGUGGAGCAGAGAAACCCGAGGUCAUCACCUCCCAACAUAACAACAUGAGGAUUGAGUUCAAGUCUGAUAACACUGUUUCCAAGAAGGGCUUCAAGGCUCACUUCUUCUCUGAUAUAGAUGAAUGCUCCAAAGAAAAUGGAGGCUGCCAGCAUGAAUGUGUGAACACCUUUGGAAGCUACAGCUGUCAAUGUCACAGUGGCUUCAUGCUGCAUGAUAAUAAGCAUGACUGCAAGGAAGCUGGCUGUGAUAAUGUUGUAAAAAGUGUAUCAGGCAUAAUCAGCAGUCCCAACUGGCCUGGCCAAUAUCCGAGCAAGAAGGCCUGCACCUGGACUCUGUCCACAACCCCAGGUCAUCGGAUCAAAUUUGUUUUCAACGAGAUCGACAUGGAGGCUCAUCUGGAGUGCGCUUACGACCAUCUGGAGAUCUAUGAUGGGCAAGAUGUCCAUGCCCCAAGUUUAGGACGCUUCUGUGGUGCCAAGAAGCCUUCUCCGGUUGUGUCCAGUGGCAACAAACUGUUCUUGCGUUUUUUCUCAGACAGCUCGGUCCAGAGGAGAGGCUUUGAGGCUUCAUACAAAGCUGAAUGUGGAGGAAGCCUUAAAGCCGAUGUCAAGACAAAAGAGCUGUACUCUCAUGCACGGUUUGGAGAUAACAACUACCCCGGUGGCUCCGACUGUCUGUGGGUGGUCACUGCUGAGAAGGGUUACGGAGUGGAGAUUGUCUUCCAUGUGUUUGAGAUCGAGGAGGAAGCGGACUGUGGCUAUGACUAUGUGGAGUUGUAUGACGGCGCUGACGUCAAAUCUCCAAGGCUGGGACAAUACUGUGGUUCUGGGGCUCCAGAGGAGGUCUACUCAGCUGGAGACGCAAUAGUUUUAAAGUUUCACUCAGAUGACAGCAUCAAUAAAAAAGGCUUUCAUGUACACUACACGAGCAUAAAGUUCCAGGACACAUUACACGCAAGCAAGUGACUGUCUAAACCAACCCCGAC
This is a messenger RNA of Monopterus albus (swamp eel), 3093 nucleotides long. RefSeq names its product bone morphogenetic protein 1-like. The transcript is spliced from 20 exons. Bases 137 to 3073 code for a protein of 978 amino acids. Gene Ontology annotation, molecular function: metalloendopeptidase activity; zinc ion binding; calcium ion binding. The record is from RefSeq and is a predicted model, not a curated record. Lineage: Eukaryota; Metazoa; Chordata; Actinopteri; Synbranchiformes; Synbranchidae. Gene Ontology annotation, biological process: proteolysis.